AUGGAAGGGGAACUGGAAGAUUCUGAUGAGGAUGUCAAAGAAGAACACAAGACCACUUUAUUGUGGGAAAAGUGCAUCCAGCAGAGAAUCGUGGUGGAUCUGAGUGAGGAUGAAAGUCUCCACCUCAGUGAUCUGCGGGCUUCUUCUUUCGCUUUGCGCCCGUCACAGGCCGAGUGUGCCGUAUCACAGGCCGGCGUUUAUUUACGUGAUGACAUCGCUUCAGACGCCAUUAUUGUAGGUAGUGAGAUGGUGGUCCCGAUGAAGAUCUGCACAUUGCAGACUGAAGACCUUCGAAACCAGCAAUAUGAGGACUGCGGGCAAAAUACAAGCGAUGAGGAUCAGGAAGACCUCCCUUACGAUGGCAGUCUCGGCAGUCCUUACUUCGCCUGCACGGAUACUGCUCAAGGAAAUGUGACCUCCGUUCAAAGACAAAUGUCACCAAAAAAACGGUCUUCUGAUGGAUCUCAUGUGGAGAAAGAAGUGGAAGAGGUAGACCCACCAAGCACUCGUCCUCCAGUCGAUGUUAGCAAUUUGUUACUGCGACAUUUUUCCCGGGAAGAGUUGUUGCGGACCGGAAGGCCGAUUGCAGCCGAGACCCUUCCAGAGGUCUCCCUGCUGGAAAGUGCAGACGAGAUCCCCUGCAGCAUAUCGACACGCGACAACAUGACGGCUCUGAUCAGCAUUUCGGAGAGGCCUUCCGUCAAGAGUUUUCACAGCAACGAAAAAAGAGAACCUUUGGAGGAGGACAAAACAACGUCCUGUCAAAAUGAAAGUGACGUGACACCACCUCAGUGUGAAGAGUCUGAAGUUGCCAUUAGGAAAAUCUCACAUUUGCGCAGCAGGUCCUUUGGCGAGCUGAAGUACGGCCAGGGUCAAGUCCAUUAUCCUCUCCCUGACUUCUCCAAGGUUGCUCCCAAAGUCAAAAUCCCAAAGGGUCCCAGUGGUCCACUCAGAGUUGUUCCUCAAGUCCUCAAUCCCCUGAUCCGAGCCCAGUCCUCCCCAGGAAUCUUAGAUGUGAUCAGUAGAGUCCUGGAGGAUUCAGAUCUUCAGUCUUCACAGAAGCCUCAAGUUGUCAAAGACACAAAUGAACAAACCAGUCCUCACCUGGUGCAUCACUUACAGGCUGAAUAUGAUAGACGACUGACUAAAUAUGACAGGUCUGAGAAUAUCAUGUUUAAAAUGAGGUUAGGAACCAAUCCUUCCUCAGAUAUUUGCGUCGAGGAUGACUCAGGAAAGUCCAGUGAGGGUGUCCAUGUUGGACCUGUAGCUCCUCACAUUCUACCAUCAGAGAACGUUGUCGAAAAAUUAAAAACACCAAAUCAGGAUGCGAUGGACCCCAACAAUGCGUCUCAUCAAGAAUGUCCCAGUGAGGCCGAAAAAAUAACUGCUGAGCUGAGAGCUGACAUAAGACAGUUCAUGGAGACGGUGAAUGACUUCAAGCAGAGUGUAAGCAACAUGGCGGUUAGCCCGGAAGAACAACAAAUGAUGCUGAGGAGCUUGAUGGAAGCUCAGGACCAGCUGGAGAGAAAAUACAUGAGCAAGAAGGACGAGCACCGAACUCUGGAGAUGCAGAGUUACUUGGGCCUGUGCAAAAACGUCGGCACUUUUGACCCGAACAGGUUGCUGGAAGGUGAUAUAUUCAGAGUGGGGAUGCGCCUGGAGGACAUCAAGGAGAUGAUCGACAAAAACAGGCAGGCCGUCUCGCCUCUCUUAUUGUCGUCCACUCCCAACAAAAUAAUUGCGUCAAGCCUACGUCUGAGCACCGAAUGUUUUAGUGCGGCGACAAAGACUGAGAAACAAAAGGUGGACGAGGACGAAACCAGUAGAAAUGAUGCCAUGGUGGAAAUGAGUGAGCUCGCAAUCAGCGUGUCAAUGCAAGUCAGCAACAGGUUUUCUGUUUGCUCGAGGGUCUCUGCGGAGGGACUUGUGGAUGCAAAGGAUGAGGAGAACCGUGACAAAAGGAGAGAAUCUGCCUCGUUGGAAGGGAGCGCUGGCAAUGACACAUGGGAUGGAAUCAGUGGGAAAGGGACGGCGGGAAGUGGCGGCCAUGAUAGCGUCCUAAACCGAGAAUGUGACCUCGAGGAUGUCAGCCCGGCUGUGGAGGUCUCCUUUUCCUCUGAUGCGCAUUCAUCACUUUCGCAGGAGAUUUUUUGCCGAGAGACAGACAGCGGAUUUGGGAGCUCCUGCUUGAAGCAGUCUUGUGGAAUGUUACGGCCUCAUCCCCUCACAGAAAGAGUGCACAGUGAUGGAUCGAGUACUCCGGACAGUGAAGAAGGCUCCUCACUCAAUCUGCAGACAACCAUCAGUCCAACCGACGUCCAAACGCAGCCUGGAGGUGCAGCAGCUCCAGUGGAACUGUGGCUGCAAAAUACCACUAAAGAGUCCUCUCCCAAACGGCUGGGCUCUGAUGUAGAUGAUCGCUACGGCACUGAACCUAACCUGAGUGCUCCAAUGGACGUAGAGCAGAGAGAACGCCACCUGUGCUCUUGUAAUAGUGAGGCUCUCCUGACCUUGCAGGUAGAAGUGUCCAGGUUGAAGAAAGACCUGGAAGAAGGUCUUGUCCUGUUGCCUCACCUGGCAAGGAAAAUGGAUUACCUGGCCUCCAAAUACAGCCGAGAUCGUCAGGAGCGUAGGUCCAAGACCAAAGCCAGGACUCACCCUACACCGACCAGCUUGAAGAAGUCAACAGGCAGCAGAGAUAUUUUGAGCAAACCUGCCUCCAGUCAGUUAAGACCAGAAAACUGGAUUUCAACAGAGGCCAUCACGGAGAGCCUUGACUACGACCGGUUGUCUCUUCCCUCACCUCAGUCCACCAAAACGUCCGUGGUCCAGGUCAGCUCCGGCUCCUGCUGCAGUCUGCCUGCAAGCUACAAAGUCAAGGAACCUCCGGCGCACGUGAACAAUCACCGGAAGCGUUCCACCCAGUCGGACACAGCGCUGCUGCCCGGUAAUGUGUACUUUGAUCAAACUCCAUCCCCGGGAUUUCAAAAGUCUCGCAGCAGGACAGGAAGCAAGGAGGAGGAGAUGAACUGGACUUUGGACCGGGCCAUUGAGGCGGCGCUCAGCAUGAAGAGGACGACAGACCGCAUGGCCAAGAGACUGAUGGCAGACCUGGCCAAAACUCAAUUCUGACCUCACUAAAAUCCACACAGAAUAUUGUUGAAGGACCUCCCGGAAUAUUGGAAGCAGUUACACAAUACCGACUGCCCAUUUUUUUUCAUAUUUCAGUUUUCUGUACUAGCCAAGUGUCCCAGUUUAUAUUUUUAUGUAGCAUCAACAGCGGAACAUUAACAACACAUUAGAAAUGUGAUCAGUUAUUGUAAUUAACUAAUAGGAUCACCACUAA
Messenger RNA from Syngnathoides biaculeatus (alligator pipefish), 3346 nucleotides. RefSeq lists its product as uncharacterized. The record is from RefSeq and is a predicted model, not a curated record. NCBI's taxonomy places the organism in Eukaryota, Metazoa, Chordata, Actinopteri, Syngnathiformes, Syngnathidae. The transcript is spliced from 19 exons. The coding region runs from base 1 to 3132 and encodes 1043 amino acids.